This is a messenger RNA of Etheostoma cragini (Arkansas darter), 2013 nucleotides long. RefSeq lists its product as uncharacterized. Lineage: Eukaryota; Metazoa; Chordata; Actinopteri; Perciformes; Percidae. The record is from RefSeq and is a predicted model, not a curated record. Gene Ontology annotation, molecular function: glycine N-acyltransferase activity. Gene Ontology annotation, cellular component: mitochondrion.
UUUAUCGAAGCAACUUUGUAUAGUGGAACACUAACCAAGCAAAUAAGUAAUGAGUGUGGGAACCACAAAGUGUUUUAAAAUAAAAUGACAAUUAAAAUAGCAUGUGAACAUGAAUGACUGUGUCCAUGUGGUAAAUGCAUCUGGUUUAAUAUUGUAUUAUUGGGUACGGAGACGUUUUUGUGUGUUUUUUCAUCUCUCAUCAUCUCCCAUUUGGCCAAUAAGAGUAUGAAUGUUGUGACAUGUAAAGUUUAGGAAGCAAGAAACUUCAGAAGUUAUAAUUAUUUUUGAAAACAUUCAUAUCUCUUUUUCAAAAUAUGGUUUGAUAAUGUGAAUUUCUCCUGAGUUUUUCAAUCACCUGAGUGUAUACUUUCAAAAGAGAUUUCUACACAAAAUACGAGCAAAAUAACAUUGGCAACGAUCUCAAUAUAUAUAAAUCUUUACCGUUCGAGUAGAUACCAUUCAGUUGAAAAACGCCAUUUGAAGAUACGCUCAGCCGGUGUUCUCUUGAUUUGUGCUCCCUAUAGAGAUGUGUUAACUGCACAUGCGUGGUAGCAUUACUUGAUUAGUCGAUCGAAGUACACUACACCUGAAAAAUAUAUUCUGAUAGAGUAUCUCACAGUACACUUACCGCUGUUUGUAAUUAAAAAGUAAAAAUCCGUAUUACGGAAAUAGGGUUGCACAAAAGCACAAGGUAGCAUAACUCGCCAGAACACCGGUGUAAGGCGCACAGUAUGGCCUGCCCUGCUUGGCCGACUAUCAGUGAUUUAUGAAGGCGGAGACAGUUUUUUUAUUAGAACAGAGCAGUUUAUACCGGCAGGCGGGAUAAAUUGCAUCGCUGAAGAGGCUUCACUUCCCAAACAUGAAGUUCCUUAACAAAGACGAACUGCAGAUCGCUGAUGGAGUCCUGCUAAAACACCUACCCAAGAGUUUGAAGGUAUACAGUUUCCUAUAUGGCAUUAACAGGAACAAACCAAGCACACAGGAGGUCAUCGUUGACACAUGGCCUGAUUUUAAAGUCAUCAUUUGCCGACUUGACCCCAAUAACAAGCGCGCCCUGGAGUUUAUGAAAAAGGUGACCAGCAUGGAUGAACCGAGUUUAAGGAAAAUGUUGACAGAAGAGAAUGCAAUUGACUGGAGCACCUACUUUGUUAUUGGAGGAUUUGACAUUUCCCAUUCCUCCACGCUCAAAGAAAUGGCUUCUGACAGAGAAGUCAACAACAGAUCCUGUACUGUGGUGCAUCUUCUGUAUUUGCCAGACAGCAGCCAUCUGCUCACACCAGCAGCUGGCAGUGAGUUUGAAUCGAGGAUUUCAUCUCUUAACCUCUCCCACGUCGACUGGACGUUUGGAGGGAACGAGCAGAGUUACAGAAACAUUAAAAAACUUAUCAGCAACUUCCCGUCAUGCUGCAUCACUGGCGACCAGGACCAGCCGGUGUCCUGGAUCCUUGUGUAUGAUUACUGUGCUUUGGGCUUAUUGUACACUCUGCCAGAGCAUAGAGGGAGAGGCUACGCCAAAGUCCUGGUCAGCACCAUGGCCAAGAGACUCCCCGCUGGGGGCUACCCAGUCUACUGCUUCAUAGAGGAGGAGAACACGGCCUCCUACACGCUCUUUAAAAAACUGGGCUUUAUUGACGAUCCCUCAUACAGGGCGGCAUGGUUUGAGUUCAACUUUUGAUUUUGGAACCAUUUCUAACAAGUGUUUUUAUAAAAAUAACUUCCAAUGUUACCUAUGAGAAUGUGAUUGAAAUGUAAAGUUAAGCCUAUACAUUUCAUAGGCUCUCCAAAGCAUUGCAUCAAAACCUGGUUAUAAUGGUGGUAUAAGGGAAAAUGGCAUUACUGACACAAAUACUAAUGUCACCUUAUCAUAACACAUUCAUAUAAAUAAAAUAUUUGCUUUGCUCUCUAUUUGCAGUUAUCAAAUAAUGGACUUCCAAUAUAUUUACCACAUUAUAGAUACAGGCUACCUCUUUUUUUACACACCAAUGCAAUUAUUAAUAACCAAGGACCCAAAAU